AUGGUCAACGCACGUUCCGUCGUGGCCUCACUUCUAGUGCCCGCUGUCUCUAUGGCAGCAGCCCUCCCGCUCGAUGAGGGUAGCGUGGGCAUUUCGAUUGUUGGAGGUACAACGGCUACGAUCGGGGAGUUUCCAUACAUUGUCAGUCUUACUGAUGGGAGCACCUUCUGUGGCGGUGUUCUGAUCAGUGCCAACACUGUUUUGACCGCCGGACACUGCGCCGGCAUGAGUCAGUCGUCUCUUAGGGUUCGGGCCGGAUCAGCUAACCGCUCCUCCGGUGGUACUCAAGUUGGAGUCUCUUCCAUUACCAUUCACCCCAGUUAUAGAGAGGGUAGUGACGGCAUUCCAUAUAACGACGUUGCCGUCUUUAGACUUUCCACCAGUAUUCCUGAGAGCUCUACGAUCAAAUAUGCUACCCUUCCCACCCAAGGGUCUGACCCUGCUACUGGCUCUUCUGUCACUGUUGCUGGCUGGGGUCUCACAAGUGAGAACGGCUCUGGUGUCGUCUCUGCUCUGAGGAAGGUGACCGUCUCCGUCAUUUCCCGAGCUACCUGCCGCUCCCAGUACGGUACCUCCUCGAUCACUGACGCCAUGUGGUGUGCUAGUGUGCCGGGUGGCGGUAAGGAUGCGUGCGGUGGCGAUAGCGGCGGUCCUAUCAUUGAUGCCUCAACUGGAGUCCUCCAGGGUGUUGUGUCUUGGGGUAACGGGUGCGCCAGAGCAAACUACGCUGGAGUAUACACUAGAGUUGGCAACUUUGUUAACUGGAUCAAUGCCAAUAAGGCUUAA
Molecule: messenger RNA, 786 nt
Organism: Clonostachys rhizophaga
Lineage: Eukaryota; Fungi; Ascomycota; Sordariomycetes; Hypocreales; Bionectriaceae
Source: the annotation of a GenBank genome assembly